Messenger RNA from Amblyraja radiata (thorny skate), 5334 nucleotides. RefSeq names its product un-named sa1614. The coding region runs from base 333 to 3380 and encodes 1015 amino acids. Lineage: Eukaryota; Metazoa; Chordata; Chondrichthyes; Rajiformes; Rajidae. Gene Ontology annotation, molecular function: GTPase activator activity; protein binding. Gene Ontology annotation, cellular component: cytoplasm. The transcript is spliced from 28 exons. Gene Ontology annotation, biological process: positive regulation of GTPase activity. The record is from RefSeq and is a predicted model, not a curated record.
GGUUGCGAGGCUGGGGGCGCGCGUGAUGGGGACGGUCGUUCGCGAGGCGCCGGUCGCGGGAGCGCGCGCGAUUGAGCCGGGCGCGCGUCCGUCCUCACCCUCCCUCCCUCGCUCCCGCUAGCGUUUCCUUCCCCUGUUGCCGGGCGGACGGCGCUGGUGUGAGGGCGGCAGCGGGGAGUCUCUCCCUCACUACAUGUGUGUCUGUGCGUGUGGGGGGAGAUCUUUCUCCUCCUCCUCCUCCUCCCCCCUCUCUCCUGACGGGGCUGCAAAAAAAUAUAUAGAGAUCAGAAAGAAAAUCUACCAAAUCCGGAUAAAACAAACGUAAAGCAAACAUGCCGGAGGUGAUCACGGUGCCGGAAUUUAUCUGCGAGACCCAGGAGGACCACAGCUCGCCGACGACCUCCUCCUUCACCACCAAGAUGGCAAGCUGCAGGAACACGGUAACAGCGCUGGAGGAGGCUUUAGACAAGGACAGAUUUGUACUCCAGAAAAUGAAGAAGGCAGUCAAAACAAGAUACACCACAGGGCAAGAAGACAUAUCCCUACAGGAAACAUUCAUAAAUGAACUGGAAAAACUUGUAGCUAAUUUCCAAAGUAAUGAAGAGCUAGUACUGGCUGAAGCUUUCAGUAAAUUUGCGGAAUACUCUAGAGAGCUGCUGACACCAAUGAGAAACCUGUUGCAGAGUGCGAACCAUAUUGUAUUUUUUCUGAACUCCCUGCUAAGAGGAGAACUGAAAGGAGUCAAGGGGGAUAUAAAGAAACCUUUUGACAAAGCUUGGAAAGAUUAUGAAGGCAAAUUCACCAAAAUUGAAAAAGAGAAAAGAGAACUUGCGAAGCAGUACGGAAUGGUUCGAAUUGAGGUGACCGGAGGUGAAAUAGCAGAGGAAAUGGAAAAAGAACGGAGGAUGUUUCAGCUACAGAUGUGUGAGUAUCUGAUAAAAGUGAAUGAGAUAAAGACGAAAAAAGGAGUGGACUUACUGCAGAACUUCACCAGCUAUUGCCAUGCACAGUUUAUAUUCUUUCAAGAAGGCUUGAAAACAGCUGAAAAGAUUAGGCAUUACGUUGAAAUGCUUGCAGCAGAUUUACAGAACAUUAAACAGAACCAGGAGGAGGAAAAGAAGAGGCUAUGUAGCCUUCGAGAUCAGCUCAAACCAACUUUACAGUUAGACCACAAGGAGGAUUCUACAAACCGCCAGUCCGUUUACAGUAUGCACCAACUUCAGGGCAAUAAGCAGUAUGGUACUGAAAAAGUAGGAAUCCUGUACAAGAAAAGUGAUGGGUUGAGGAAAGUUUGGCAGAAGAGGAAAUGUAUCGUAAAGAACUGUUACCUCACCAUAUCGCAUGGAACACCAAACCGACAGCCAGCAAAGCUCAACCUCCUCACCUGUCAAGUGAAGCCUAGUUUGGAAGAUAAAAAAUGCUUUGACCUCAUUUCACAUAACCGCACCUAUCAUUUCCUGGCAGAUGAUGAGCUGGACUGUAUGGCGUGGAUUUCUGUUUUAACGAACUGCAAGCAAGAGGCUCUAAAUAUGGCUUUCCAUGAAGAGCACAGUAGUGCAGAGAGUAGUAUUGAAGACCUAACCAAAGCCAUCAUUGAAGAUAUCCAACAAAUGUCAGGGAAUAGCGAGUGUUGUGAUUGUGGAGCAGAAGGUCCAACCUGGCUUUCUACCAAUCUUGGAAUCCUGAUUUGUAUAGAAUGUUCUGGAAUUCAUCGGGAGAUGGGUGUACAUUACUCUCGUAUACAAUCUCUCUCUUUGGAUAAACUUGGCACCUCUGAACUUUUGUUAGCAAAGAAUGUUGGGAAUUCAAAGUUCAAUGAACUUUUGGAGGCUAAUCUUCCAAGUUUACCAGUAAAACCAAGUACAGACAGUCCCAUGACAACACGAAAAGAUUACAUCGUUUCCAAGUAUAUAGCUCAUCAAUAUGUAAAAGAGACCAAUGGUACUCCUGUGACAAAGCUGAAUAAUUUGUACAUUUCCGUGAAAGGCAAGGAUAUAUUUGCAUUGUUACAGGCCUAUGCAGAAAAAGUUGACCUCAGCGAAUCACUGACGUUAUUUGAUCAGGAACCUGGAGAAACCGCUCUGCAUCUUGCCAUACAGCAUGCAGACCGCACCUCACUGCACAUUGUGGAUUUUCUGGUUCAAAAUUGUGGGAACGUCAGCAAGCAGACAGUGAAGGGAAACACAGCCAUUCAUUAUUCUUGUCUACUCAAUAAAACAGAAUGUCUCAAACUCCUUCUGAAAGCCAAGGCCAACACCAGUGUUUUAAAUGACGAUGGAGAGACUGCGAUGGAUAUUGCUCGAAGACUGAAGCACCAAUGUUGUGAAGAGUUGUUGACCCAGGCAAAAUUAAACCAAUUUAAUCUCCACACUAAUGUGGAGUAUGAAUGGCGACUAGGACAGGAAGAUAUUUAUGAGAGUGACGACGAUUUAGAUGAGAAGGGACCUGUUAAGAAAGAGCGCUCUCGGCCCUAUAGCUGCUACCAGCCUGCCAGCACUUCUUCCCGGAGCCUGGAGAAGCCUAAUACAGCUGCCGUCAGCAGAGACUCCACAUACCUGCCAAGAGAGCGGCGACGGGAGCUGCCUUCUGGAUGGGCCAGUCAGCCGCGAAGCUUGGAAUCUCAGCUUCCUUCUCCUUUAUCAGAGGGGCCGCCUAUUCCCCCCAGAAUCCCCAUCAGAGCUCCAAGUGUCCCACCACCUCCACCCCCACCGUCCGCUGUCUCCACUCCCCCUGCUGGAACGGGAGCAUUUAUCUCUGAAAGUCCGUCAAUGAAGAAACGACCACCCCUACCUCCACUCAUAACAAAACAUAAACGGACACUCUCUGAACCAACGCCAGCAGUGCCUCCUUGCCCUAUGAAUCGCAAGCAGUCAUCAUUCGAUUCUACUCCGCCAUCUAGCCCUUCUGCUACUAUGAUGGAUAGAUUUUCACCAAAAUCAAGUAUUGGCUCUCCAAAAAUCUCACCUGGGCUACAUUCUCUCCCAGAGUUACCAGAGACAGUGGCUCAGAAGAAAUCAGAACAAGUCUACUCCAUACCCAAAAAAUCACAAAAUAUUUCAGAAGUCGAUCAGAGGUCACCAUGGUCUACUAGUUUACCUAUACAGUCUUCAUUUCCUGAGCCAUGCAACGAUACCUAUGCUGUGCCUGGAAACCCCAAACCACUUCCCCGUAAAACAUACAUGACAAAACCAAGAUUUCGUAAAGGAAGAGCCAUUUACAACUGCACAGCAGAUCAUGCCGAUGAACUUACAUUUGAGGAGGGCGAGGUGAUUGUAGUUAUUGGAGAGGAAGAUAAGGAGUGGUGGAACGGCUACAUAGAUGGACAGCCUCACCGGAAGGGUCUCUUCCCAGCAUCUUUUAUCCAGUUGCAAACAAGUUAACGGCUGCAAUUCCUCAGACAAGGAGCGUUAAAGAUGUGCGUCAAGUCCAAUGUUAUUCGCUUCUUCCAAUUAUUUUUUCAUUGAGAGCUUGAAGCAUUUAUCUGAAAGGCAUCAUGCGGAGGCCACCUUUUGUAACCAUGAAGACUGAGCCAGCAACCCCUCUGAGGGAAAGAGCUAGAAUGGUUCAUCGGGUAGUUUGGUGGAAGCCAAGUUUGUGGGUCACCUUCAGGAAAGAUCCAAAUUGCUGCUUUAAGGCAGGUGGUUGUUUACUUAGUGUGGCAAAAAAUGUGCGUUUUACUGUAAUUUGCUAAUGCUCGGUGGUAUAUAAAAAUCUUUGUUUCCAACCAGUGAAAUAAUUCGGGAUUGUGUUUGAGGAUUUUGAAUGGUCACCAACAGCAUUGCUAUGAAUUGGCCAAUGCCUUUGGAAAAUGCCUAUCACGGCUAGAAAUGAUUGCAAGGAGACAGGAACUCUCUCCAAUUCCACUUGAGAAUGUCACUUGUAAGCAAGCAGCAACCAUGACAAUCUAUCCUGGCCAGCAGACUCUUGUGUGGUAGGGGAAGAAGAAUGUGAAAAAAAUUAUGAGCAAGUAUGUGGACUUUUAGUUCUUAAAAAAAAUGGAAAGUAAUAAUUUUACAAAUGUUACAUGUUCAUGUUGUAUAUUUAAACCAGAAAAUUAAUCCCUAAACCAUUCUUUAAAAUAUGGUAUACUUUAAAGAUUAGGCAUGUGUAGAAUAAGGGUCCCGAUCGGAAACAUUAUCGGUCCAUUUCCCUCCACAGAUGCUGCCUGACCUGCUGAGUUCCUCCAGCAGUUUUUUUUUUUUGCUCUUAGGUUUGUUUUACUGUGCAAUAAGUGUGCAAAUAUGAAUGACUGAUAUUUGUAAUAUAAAGCAAAUUGAAAUAAAAGGAUAUUUCUUUGUAACCAUCCCUCCAAAUAAAUGGCAGGAGGAAGAAAGAAGGGUUGGGAAUGAAUGUCCUUGUGAACCUACCUUAGCAUUGGGAAUGCUGGCUGGAUUUUUCUUAAUGUUGGGAAAGUUGGCCGGAAUUUUCUUAACGUUGGGAAAGUUGGCUGGAUGCUUCCUAUUGCUGGGAAUGUUGGCUGAAUUUUUCUUGGGUGGAUUUGUACAAGUCAGCUACCUCUGCGGAGAGUGAACUGCUUUUCCAUUGAAAAUUAGUAUUUGAGUCUCGAGAGGAGACCUCAGGACUGCAGCCACAUCAUCGAGAACUCGAACAAAGUAAUCAUGACUGAUUUGUGCAUUUCAUUUGUGUCAAACAUGCCACUGUUUAUCUUGUAACUGAUCAAUUGGACGGUGAAUAGAUUGUUAUAAUCCCACACACAUGGACAAAAAUAAGAUUGGUGUCAUAAAUUAUAAAGUACACAUUGUUUGGAAGUGUUCAGUUAGAACAAUUACAUCAAAUUAUGAUAUUUACCUCCAAGUCAAGUGGUGAUUCUCCUUAUCCCACCAGUGGAUUUGUUCCGUUUAAAUUCACUAUUACUAUGGAGGGAAUAAAUGGAGCACGAAUGCUGGAUUAUGCAUGGUCGAUAUGAAACCUGAAAUCAUAUUGCCAACUCAUUACAGAGAAAGCUGUAAAUGAAUUUUGUAUUCUGUGUAUGACCUUACAUAAAGUGUUGAUAUUUGCCUUCGAACCAUUCUGCCAACACGCAAAUAUUGUGGUGAGGUUUGCAAUAUUUUAUUUGGUCUCAAAUAAGACUGUUUCUGAAUCUGAAAUGGAACCAGAGUUAGGAUCAAUAUGAAAUGGAUCAGUGCAAUCUGGAGUUAUGAAACUGUUGGGGGGUUUUGUUGUUUUUAUUAACUUUUGUUGAUUCCAAAUCAUUUCAGAAUUUUGAUAGCUAACUCUGAAUAAUGUGCUGAGUAUUUUCGUAUGUGUAUUUUAAAGGUGUAUCCCACCUUAAUUAUCAUUGUGAAUAAAUUGAAAACUCAGUUAAUGACUGAA